Molecule: messenger RNA, 2894 nt
Organism: Linum tenue
Lineage: Eukaryota; Viridiplantae; Streptophyta; Magnoliopsida; Malpighiales; Linaceae
Source: the annotation of a GenBank genome assembly
CGCUCCUUCCUUUUAAUGGUGAGGGGUAAUAUCUUAGUUUCCAUUUUUUCCUCGACAAAGUUUUUGGGUGUUUUCACAAUCUCACUUUCUCUCUACAUGCAAAAUCCAACCUCCACAACACCCUAACACAAACAAAAAUCCCAACCUCCAUCUCUCUCUCUAUCCCUUUCCCAAUCACAUAGACCCGAAAAUCUCUGCUCCUUGAUUCUUCCUCCAUUUCACCUACCUUUUCAAUGUUUUGGUUGUAAGGGAAGAAUGAAAUCAACCCCAUUUCCUUUUUCAUCAUCAUCGUCGAAUAACAACAAUGGUUCAACCGGCACUCCUGGUUCUCAUUUACACGGGAAAAGGGACAAACAAACUUUAAACAUAAUCAUGGGGAAGGCUAUGCCUUGCUUGUUGUCCACAUUUGCCAUAACCACCAUUUUCACCUUCUUCCUCUACUCCCCUGACCCUUUCAAUCUCACUCCACCUCCCAAACAAACCCAAAAACAACAACAGGGAGGAGAUGCUCAUCAUCUUCUUGAUCAAACCAUCUCGUUAAAACCGCCAACAUCGCCUCCCAAUCUAAAGGUGGAGGAGAAUUGUGAGCUGUUUAAGGGACGGUGGGUGCCCGAUCAUGAAGGUGCGAGGUACAGUAAUUGGAGCUGCCCGACGAUGCCAGACUCCAAGAACUGUUUCCGGCAUGGAAGGAAGGACAAAGAUUUCCUCAACUGGAGAUGGAAGCCAGAUGGUUGUGUUCUUCAGAAGUUUGAUCCUAAAGCUUUCUUUGAGAUUGUGAGAGGGAAGGCGAUGGCAUUUGUUGGGGACUCUGUUGCCAGGAAUCACUUUGAAUCACUACUCUGCCUCUUGUCCCAGGAGGAAGCUCCAGUAGAAGCCUACAAGGAUGCCGACGACAGGAACAGGAUAUGGCAUUUCCCCAAGCACGAUUUUAUUCUGAAGGUCAUCUGGACCAAGUUUCUGGUCGCCGGAGAAGAAAGGAUGAUCAACAGCACGACAUCAGCCGGCAUCCACGACUUGUACCUCGACAGGCUGGACGAGAACUGGGCUCGAGACCUGCACGCCUUGGAUUAUGUGAUUAUCUCAGGAGUGCAUUGGUUCUUUAGGGCCAUAUAUCUCCACCAGGAUUCAAAGGUGGUGGGUUGUAUCUACUGCAAUGAGCCGAACGUGACCAACUGGGACGUCAAAAUGGCAGUGAAGAUGGCCCUCAGGGCAGCUCUCGACCGGAUAAACAACUGCAAGGAAUGCAAGAAAACAGUCGUCGUGGUGAGGACAUUCUCCCCGUCUCACUUCGAGAACGGGUUGUGGAACACCGGCGGGACCUGCAACAGGACAGGGCCUGCCAGGGAGUUGGAGAUCGACUCAGGGAGGGAUGUUUAUGAAGUGAGAGACAAGCAGGUGGAGGAGUUUCAACGAGUAAGAAAAAAAGUUAAGAAGGGGAAGAAGUUUGGAGUGUUGGAUAUCACUAGGGUUAUGAGGGUGCGGCCUGACGGACACCCAGGCUUAUUCUGGGGGAACCAGUGGAUGAAAGGGUACAGCGACUGCGUUCAUUGGUGUUUGCCAGGUCCUAUCGAUGUCUGGAAUGAUUUCUUGAUAGGAAAUGCAAAGAACAAGCUGUGGACGGUUUUCAAACCAGAAUUCUUCUCAUUACCAACUCUUACGUCCAUAAACAGAACUGCAAUUUCUCCCACUAUGCUCUAAGUUUACAACACCCAUUAUAGGAAGGAAAAAACUAACUUUGGAGCCCCAAAAGAGAAAGGAGCAUAUUAAUGAAACAAAUUUGCUUAAGUUAAUAUAAAUGAGAAACAACAAACAACAGCAAUUCAUUCUACAGAGUUACCAAGCACAAAGGAGCUUAAUUCACGAACUGGCGUGAACUCCACAACUCCAAUAUCCAUAGCAUACCCAUUAACAGGCAACUUCAAGUCUCUGAGAACACAGAAUGCAUCCGCCAUUCUCGCCUUGGGAACGUCUUGAGCCACAGCACAGUAAGGAACCCAAGCAUCAGGCCUGUACUCUUCCCCAAUCUCGAUUCCUUCCUUCCUCAUUGCAUCACAGAGCUGAGAAUGGAACUGAAGCAAGGAGAGCGAAGGCGUGGGGGCUAGAAACAGGACAUUGUUGUCGCUGGGGAGGGUGCCGAUGGUGGAGAGAGACAUAGGCAAAGGCUCUUGCCUUGCAGCAAAGCUCCUUAUUACUGAUUCCAGCUUCGUGGGGUCGAUGUAAGGGUUGGAAUACAGGGUUAUAUGAGGGCGAGACUCGAUUUCGAUGAGCUGCGUGCUGAUUUGGCGGCGAGCUAGCACGUUCCAGGCUUUCAAGACCUGGUUUUCCAGCGCCGGGUCGAAGUAGAGCUCAAUUGCAUACCCCUGCUGUGACAUUUGACUGCUGCUGCAGAGGCUGCCCGGAGGACUGAAUUUCAGAAACAACCCAAGAUCCAAACACUUGCACAGAUGAUGAAAGAGUAAUAUACUGAUUUUCCCCCAAAAUUGAAGGGAACCCUAAUGGGAAUGGCGCGAGAUUUGGAAGAACCAAGUUGGGGGAAAUUGGGUAAUCGAAGGGAAGUUAAGUUACCCGAAAGAGGAAGAGGGGAAAACAGGGAGGAUGAAAUUGGGAAGGACCAGAUUGUGAAAGAUGAAGAUGGAGAGCAUGUGCAAAGGGAUGGAGAGGCGGAUUUUGGGGUUGCUAUGCAAAUAAAGUGACAAAAGAAGAGACAGAUAUGGCGAGCGAGAAAGGAAGGUGAAAGGAAGAGAGAGAGACCAGCUGUUUGUGAAAGUGGCCGAGGAACAGAGAGAUAGAGAGAGAGACUUUAGUUUUGAUUGCGUUGCUCCAAUAGCGUUAUUCUGCUAACGCUAUUAGUGAUGAGGAGCCACGUAGGCGAGCCACCAUCGGAGGGGUGAGAA